Manis pentadactyla (Chinese pangolin) is the source of this 2366-nucleotide messenger RNA. RefSeq names its product iduronate 2-sulfatase-like. The transcript is spliced from 9 exons. The record is from RefSeq and is a predicted model, not a curated record. The coding region runs from base 187 to 1830 and encodes 547 amino acids. NCBI's taxonomy places the organism in Eukaryota, Metazoa, Chordata, Mammalia, Pholidota, Manidae. Gene Ontology annotation, molecular function: iduronate-2-sulfatase activity.
GGCAGACGGGGCGCGCAGGCGCCCUCGCGUUCGGGCCGGCGCCCCCGGGCCUGUGGGGCCGGCGGCUGGCUCCGUCCGGCCGCUGCGCGCUUUCUCCUCGGGUUACCGACGCGGAGCCGGGGACCCGGCCCUCCCGUCGCAGACUGUCAGCAGCCGUCCCGCAGCGGCCGCGCAGGGGCAGAGAGAAUGCCAACCGGCCGGGGCCUACUGUGGCUUGGCCUGGUCCUGGGCUCCGUCUGCGCCAUCCUGGGGACCGGAGCGCCUGGCAGCUCGGCCACAGAUGCUCUGAAUGUCCUUCUAAUCAUCGUGGAUGACCUGCGCCCCUCCCUCGGCUGUUAUGGGGACACGCUUCUAAGGACCCCAAACAUCGACCAACUGGCGUCUCACAGCCUCCUCUUCCAGAAUGCGUUUGCCCAGCAAGCAGUGUGUGCCCCGAGCCGCGUGUCCUUCCUCACCGGGAGGAGACCAGACACCACCCGCCUGUAUGACUUCAACUCCUACUGGAGAGUGCAUGCUGGAAACUUCUCCAUCCUCCCCCAGUACUUCAAGGAGAAUGGCUACGUGACCAUGUCGGUUGGAAAAGUCUUUCACCCUGGAGUAUCUUCCAAUCAUAGUGAUGAUUCUCCAUACAGCUGGUCUGUUCCGCCUUAUCAUCCCUCCUCUGAAAAGUAUGAAAACACCAAGACAUGUAGGGGGCCCGAUGGACAGCCCCAUGCCAACCUGCUUUGCCCCGUGGAUGUGGCAGAGGUGCCUGAGGGCACCUUGCCUGACAAGCAGAGCACCGAGCAAGCCGUACGGUUGUUGGAAAAGAUGAAAACGUCAGCGAGUCCUUUCUUCCUGGCCAUUGGGUAUCAUAAGCCACACAUCCCCUUCAGAUACCCCAAGGAGUUCCAGAAGUUGUAUCCUUUGGAAAGCAUCCCGCUGGCUCCCGAUCCCCAGGUCCCUGCUGGCCUCCCUCCUGUGGCCUACAACCCCUGGAUGGAUAUCAGGCAGCGGGAGGAUGUCCAGGCCUUAAACCUCAGUGUGCCCUAUGGCCCAGUUCCUGUGGACUUUCAGCGGAAACUCCGCCAGAGCUACUUUGCCUGCGUGUCGUACUUGGAUACACAGGUCGGCCUCCUUCUGAGCGCUUUGGAUGCUCAUCAGCUGGCCGACAGCACGAUCGUUGUGUUUACCUCGGAUCAUGGGUGGGCUCUAGGUGAACAUGGAGAAUGGGCCAAAUACAGCAAUUUUGAUGUCACUACUCGUGUGCCACUGAUGUUCUAUGUUCCUGGAAGGACAGCUCCACUUCCUGAGGCAGGAGAGAAGUUUUUCUCUUACAUCGACCCAUUUGAGUCCAUCUCGGAAUUGGUGGAACCAGGCCGGCAAGUUGUGGACCUCGUAGAACUUCUCUCUCUCUUCCCCACGCUCGCAGCACUGACGGGACUGCACGUUCCACCUCGCUGCCCUGUUCCCUCCUUUCACGUCGAGCUGUGCCGAGAAGGCCAGAACCUUUGGAAGCAUUUUCAAUUCGAUGACCUGGAAGAGGACACGUAUCCCCAUGGUAACCCCCGUGAGUCGAUUGCAUAUAGCCAGUACCCCCGGCCUGCAGACUUUCCUCAGUGGAAUUCUGAUAAGCCGAGCUUAAAAGAUAUAAAGAUCAUGGGCUGUUCCAUUCGCACAAUAGACUACAGGUACACUGUGUGGGUUGGCUUCAGUCCCCAUGAAUUUCUGGCUAACUUUUCUGACAUCCAUGCAGGGGAACUGUAUUUUGUAGCUUCUGACCCUUUGCAGGAUCACAACAUGUAUAAUUACUCCCAGGACAGAGACCUUCCUGGACCACCGAGGCCUUGAGUUUUGCCAACUACCCAGAGCGUAUAUUACGCACUCCCUUCCAGCUGGUGAGAGAAGGCGUUAGAGCUGGUUGUUUUGUGAUUACACAUAAUAAUGGAAGCAACCUGAGGGGUAGGCAGUCAAAACAUGCAUCAACAAUUUGGUCCAGAGUACGUAACCGCCGAACCUCUUGAUUUUUGUCUUUAUUAAUUUCUGAUUGGUCUAAUUGCAGUGGGGCCGGGCUGAACCUUUCUUUCCUUUUGAUAAAACCGUCAUAGCUUACGUACUGAAUGAGUGAGUACAAAGUGAGCACGGUGAAAUUGUCGUACCUUUAUGACAUGUUAAGACCGUAAUAGCCAGACAUAGCCCUGUACUCAAGAAAGACUUGGAUUAUUUGUGGUACUUAGUGCAUGUCAAAAAGUGAUCAUCUAUCAAACUAGAGUGAACACUAAGUUCCUGGUUCUUUUGCUUAUGAUUUAAUAAUUGAGCCCAAUAUAUUCAACACAUGUCAACAUUUAUAAUUCACGUUUCUUUUAACAUGUAAAGUUAAAUAAUAA